Messenger RNA from Zingiber officinale, 648 nucleotides. RefSeq names its product MLP-like protein 423. The transcript is spliced from 2 exons. Gene Ontology annotation, biological process: abscisic acid-activated signaling pathway; defense response. Gene Ontology annotation, molecular function: abscisic acid binding; protein phosphatase inhibitor activity; signaling receptor activity. Lineage: Eukaryota; Viridiplantae; Streptophyta; Magnoliopsida; Zingiberales; Zingiberaceae. The coding region runs from base 22 to 474 and encodes 150 amino acids. The record is from RefSeq and is a predicted model, not a curated record.
UUCACCUUGGCAUCAUCAUCCAUGGCUUGCAAGACUGAAUUGGACGUGGAGGCCAAGUCCUCCGCCGACAAGAUGUGGGAAGCCAUCCGCAUGUCCGCGCAGCUCUUCCCGAAGAUCUUCCCCGAGGAGUAUGAGAGCAUUGAGAUCGUGGAAGGGGACGGCAAGAGUGCAGGCACAAUUCGCCUCCUUAAAUAUGCACCAGAAGUUAAAAUAUUGACCUUCGCAAAGGAGAGGAUUGAUCUAGUAGACGACGAGAAGAAACAUGUUUCUUACACCGUAAUUGAUGGCGAGAUUAUGAACUUGUAUAAAACAUUCAAGGCCACCUUGAAGGUGGAAGGCAAAGGUGAAGGUAGUGUGGUUAAGUGGUGCAUUGACUAUGAGAAGGCAAGCGAGGAGGUCCCUGACCCGGAUCCUUUCAAGGAGGUUGCAGCCAAAACUUUCAGUCAUCUCGAUGAAUACCUUUGCCAGAACUAAUCGAGAGCUGAAUCUUUUGUUAUGCUUUGAAUUGUCUAUGUGCCUGAGGUAAAUAAAAUGAGGAGCAAUGUGGUAGUCUCCUCAAGUGUAGUGAGAAGUGCUAUCUCUUGUCUUUGAUCUUCAGGUUGUUUCGGUUCAUGUUCUAUCUAUGAUUUCAGGGUAAUUUAAGCUUAA